CUUAUUACCAUAUUUGGCGCUGUGCCGUUUCUGAUUGGCUGGUAUGCUGAUUAAGGGCGGCUCUGGCCACGCCUGCCUCGACUGGAGUGAGACGAGAGCGCGCGGCGAGCACACACUGUCAGUCAAGCGUCUCCAGAGCAACAGAUCACCAGUUCAUUAUUGUAUUGUGUACGGAAAGUCCAUCGACUGCAGCCUGUGAAAAACAUGAACCUGAGCCCGUCUGAACAAAGCAUGCACAAGCCGAGCGACGGCUGCAUGGAAGGCAGCAAAGCCGAGCACCUGCUCCCCUGCUUUCGCAGAAGCACGUACGACGAGCCUCUCGCUUCCUACCACAACGGCUCCAUCAUAUCGCACCUUCUGCGUAAAACUAUUCACAAUAAACUGACCUCUCUCGACAACAGCCUCCUUUACCUGCCCUCCGCAAACGCCAGCGGGGUCGAUCCGGAGUCCAACAGGAGCGACGAUUUCGCUCAAGAGGAGCAGAGCAGCCUGUCCUUCAAAGACGAGGAUCUGUCUUCGAGCGCCGAGCGCAGCGAGCACCUCCAAGCCAAACGCGCCCGGGUGGAGAACAUCAUACGAGGCAUGGCGGGUUCACCCAACGCCAGGUCGCACGGAGAGGCGGAAAGCGAGUGCGAAGCCGUUCGCUGUAGAAGAGAGCUUCUGAAGGAGAACAAACGCAAGCAGAGGCUCCCCCAACACCAGGAACCCAGUCAGUCCAACGCAAAGACCAGCAAAGACGAGGAGUGUCACAAACUCAAGGAGCAGCUCCAAAGCAUGCAGCGUCUGCUGCAUCAGCUCCAGGAGAAGAUCUCCCAUGUGUACGACCAGAAUUACUCAGAGAACGAGGAACGGGAAGAUACGAGGUCAGAGCGUGACGUGCAACCUACUUUGAGGCUGGACGGAGGCGCGAGCCACCACGGCACCCACAAAGACCAAGUUAAAGUCGAAUGCGGUGGAUUCAGCUCUGACAGGGUAGUGAAGAACCUUCAGGAGACUCUUAAAUGCGAGCUGACCAGGACUGUGAGUGAAAGCGUCGAUAUGGUCUUUAAGAAACUCUCCAUGCCCCUACUAAAUCAGUCGUCCCAGCCACAUCCGUGCCACAGCCCGGAAUACUCGGAAACCGAAAAGCGAUUCCCAGAAGAUUCCCCCUCGGAGCUGUCGGACUCUGAUGAUAACAUCAAAAGCAGGUCUGCGGAGCACUUUGAGAGCGACAGCCCGGAGCACCAGACCGAAGCCUUGUCCCUGGUGGUCCGUAAACCCUCCCUAAGCCAGGCUGUGAAGAGACCCUACCCGCUCCACCAGACGCCUUUCCAGUUCGGCUACAGCGCUCCUCUGCACGACAGCCAGAUCUUGGAGCACCUUCUGAAGUACGGACCUCACUCCACCUUCUCCGCGCUGCCGUGUCUGCCGGCGACCUUGGAGAGGGCGUCUCCGGACUCCAUGGAGCAUCCGUGGGAAAGCGUCGCCAUGAGAUCCAAGGUGACCUCGGGGCACCUGGGUCAGCACCAUCGCGCCGGACCUCCUGGACUGGUGUCGGUGGACACGCUCUGCCUGCCGCACGUCAAGAUGGAGUGUGGAGAUCUGCAGAGCAUGGCUGAGAGGAGCCCCUACAUGUCGCUCAAUAUUCAGGAAGGUCUGACCCCAAACCAUCUGAAGAAAGCCAAGCUGAUGUUCUUCUACACACGCUACCCGAGCUCAAAUCUGCUCAAGAAUUUUUUUCCCGACGUCAAGUUCAAUCGCUGCAUCACGUCUCAGCUGAUCAAGUGGUUCAGUAACUUCAGAGAGUUCUACUACAUCCAGAUGGAGAAGUUCGCUCGUCAGGCCAUCAUAGACGGCGUUAAUGAUGUGAAAGAUAUAUCCGUCACCAGAGAGUCCGAGCUCUUCCGCGCCCUCAACAUGCACUACAACAAAGCCAAUGACUUCCAGGUUCCAGAGCGGUUUCUGGAGGUUGCUGAAAUCACUCUUCAGGAGUUCUACAGUGCCAUUUCCCUCUCCAAAGACUCAGACCCCUCCUGGAAAAAAGCCAUCUACAAGGUCAUCUGCAAACUAGACAGUGACGUUCCUGAGGAUUUCAAAUCUCCUUCCUACCUGUGAACAGACAGCGCCACCUACAGGACCCUGUUUAUUUAUCAGAAGUAUCAAUCAUACAUGUUCCUUUUUAUAAGUGAAUCGUCUGCUUUAUAUAAAAACAAAUCUAAAUAUAUAUUCUAAGUAUUUUGCUGUUGACUGAAAUGCGUGUGUACACCAGCGAGUUUGUUUCAUGUUGUCUGUGGAAUAGGCUUGUUUAUUAAUAGUUUGGAUUUUGGGUUUCAGUGUAAUAUAUUUUGCUUUCAUGAUGCCACUGUAGACAAAUGUGUGCUGUGUUUUAGUUCAAAUGUUCUGGUUUUGAAAUGGAUAAGCAGUUUUGAUUUGUGUUUUAAUGUGGAUUUGUCUGUUGAGUUUCCUCUGUGGAGUAUCUCAUCAAACAUCUGUAAUAAUUAUUUAAAGAAGGUGUAAAUACGCAUCAUUUAGGUGUAUAAUAGGUGGAACAUUGACGUUUACAAACAAAAACAAUACUGCAUGUAGAAGCAGCUUCCUCAACAUUUGCCAGUAUACUGACAUAUUUAUCAUGUACAUUAGUUUGCAUAUUAUUGUUUAUGUAGGAGUGUGUCGUUUUUCGUUUAAUUAAAAAAAGAUUCAUAUUGUAGCAGUUAAUAUGAGUUUUUUUAUG
Messenger RNA from Labeo rohita (rohu), 2710 nucleotides. It is a transcript of the gene prox2, whose product is annotated as prospero homeobox 2. The transcript has 5 exons. Gene Ontology annotation, molecular function: DNA-binding transcription factor activity, RNA polymerase II-specific; RNA polymerase II cis-regulatory region sequence-specific DNA binding. Bases 205 to 2094 code for a protein of 629 amino acids. Gene Ontology annotation, biological process: regulation of transcription by RNA polymerase II. Lineage: Eukaryota; Metazoa; Chordata; Actinopteri; Cypriniformes; Cyprinidae. The record is from RefSeq and is a predicted model, not a curated record. Gene Ontology annotation, cellular component: nucleus.